Ceratina calcarata is the source of this 1758-nucleotide messenger RNA. RefSeq names its product SET and MYND domain containing, arthropod-specific, member 3. The record is from RefSeq and is a predicted model, not a curated record. The transcript has 9 exons. Lineage: Eukaryota; Metazoa; Arthropoda; Insecta; Hymenoptera; Apidae. Gene Ontology annotation, molecular function: protein binding. Bases 174 to 1706 code for a protein of 510 amino acids.
UCGAGAGGAUGGUAGCACAAUCUAGAUCUUACGUUUGGCAGUGUUUGCCCGCAGUAUAAAAACUAUAUAAACCGUCGGACGGAACUUGGUUUUCAGUCUGCAUGCACCCAAGCGCGGAUUGCGAGAUCCAAAAGCCAUUCAAAGGAUAGGAGCGUUAGUUUUCUUGGAUCAUCAUGUCUGAACAGACGGGAUCGAAAUUAGCAGGAAAAUGCACGACGACGUACAAAAUCCUGCAAAGCGAGAGAGUAGGAAGAUAUAUGGUGGCUAACAAGGAAUUGGAAGCUGGCGAGGAGAUCAUCACGGAAAUGCCGUUUGUAGUGGGACCGAAAGCUGCCACGUACCCCUUGUGUCUUUCCUGUUACACACCUUGGCCAGCUACGGACGACAAACCGCUUUGCUCGAAAUGCGGAUGGCCUGUUUGCUCAACAGAAUGCGAGAAUCAACCGCAGCACAAGGACUACGAGUGCCAAAUAUUCGCUCAGGCUAAUGAGAAAUUCAACGUAGAAGCUGCGUUGCAAGAGGCGAACGAGAACGGAGUACCUCAAUUGGAAUGUAUUACUCCUUUAAGAUUGCUUUUAGAAUCAGAGAAAAAUCCUGAUAGAUGGAACAAUGAAGUAAAGGACAUGGAGGCUCAUAACAAAAUUCGAAGUCAGAAGGAGCAGUGGAAAUCUGAUCAAGUAAACGUAGUGGACUAUAUAAAAAACAGACUGAAACUGGAAAGGUUCUCUGAAGAACAGAUUCAAACAGUUUGCGGUAUUCUGGAAGUGAACGCUUUCGAAAUUCGUUCAUUGAAAGGAUUCCCUGCGAGAGCACUCUACCCGACGACUGCUAUGAUGAACCACUCCUGCGUUUCCAACACCUGCCACAGCGUAUCGCCAAUUGAUUACAGAAUAAGACUGCGUACGACGUUGAAGAUUCCUCCAGGAGGCGAACUCUAUGGAAGUUACGUGCAUUCUCUACUACCUACGAUGUUAAGAAGAGAACAUCUCCUCGCAGGGAAAUAUUUCGCUUGCGCCUGUCCGAGAUGCUCGGAUCCUACGGAAUUAGGGACGCACAUGUCGUCCUUAAAAUGCAGCAAGUGCGACAACGGAGUGAUUUUAUCAUUAGAUUCACUUGAUCCUGAGAGUUCGUGGAAAUGCACGCAUUGUGAAUUCAGUACUUCCGGACCGGCGAUUCGAAAAGUAUUGUCGGUUGUACAAGCGGAGGUCGACGCGGUGGAAGCUAUCAGUGGAGCCGACGGAGCCGAUGCUAUUCAAGCUAGGGAAUCGGUUAUGAAAAAGUAUCGUUCGGUCUUACACCCUCGACACGCGUUCUGGACGAUCCUCAGACAUUCACUGACGCAGAUGUACGGACGCGUGGACGAGUAUUUGUUAGACGAUCUACCGGACGUCGUAUUGGAGCAUAAAAUCGACAUGUGCAAAUCGCUACUCCAAGUACUGGACGUGAUAGAGCCCGGCUGUUCUCGCAUUCGAGGAAUGACUUUGUACGAACUCCACGCGCCUUUAUUGUUCAUCGCGAAGACGCAGUGGAACGCAGGGGUGAUCGACGAGGCCGCAUUGAAGUCUAAAAUGAUCGAGGCUUCAGAAAUUUUAAAAGAAGCAAUAAAGAUUCUAUGUAUGGAACCACCGGAAACACCGGAGGGACAAAUAGGCGUCGUUGCUAAACAAUCUCUGGUUCAACUCGAGCAAUCCAUCAACGAUUUAUAAUAUUUGUUAAAUAUAUGUAAAAGUAAAUAGUAAAUAAAUGAUUUGUAACGUA